Molecule: messenger RNA, 3300 nt
Organism: Trichoderma breve
Lineage: Eukaryota; Fungi; Ascomycota; Sordariomycetes; Hypocreales; Hypocreaceae
Product: rhoGAP domain-containing protein
Exons: 7
Coding region: 1-3300 (1099 amino acids)
Biological process (GO): regulation of GTPase activity; signal transduction
Cellular component (GO): cytoplasm
Source: RefSeq, a predicted model, not a curated record
AUGGCUUCCGCUAUCGUGGACGAGUAUUUGGAGACGCCGAUGGAGGCCGACGAUGCGUUCCCCUGUAAGGGCUGUGGUGAGAUACUAGAAGAAGGCAAAGCUUUUGAGUUGGCCGGCAACCGAUGGCAUCUCGACUGCUUCCGUUGCACCUCGUGCGGUUCUCUCCUCGACUCCGAUGCCAACCUUCUCCUGCUCGGCGAUGGCUCCCUCAUCUGCAACAACUGCACAUACAGCUGCACUGCGUGUGGCAACAAAAUCGAGGACCUGGCCAUCCUGACAGGCGACCAGGCCUUCUGCUCGACAUGUUUCCGUUGCCGAAACUGCAAGCGUAAGAUCGAAAACCUGCGUUAUGCGAGGACGUCUCAGGGCAUUUUCUGCAUGGACUGCUAUGAGACUUUGAUGGCUAGGAGAAGAAAGAAAUCCAAAGCAGCCGCAGCAGCAAAAGCUCGAGAGAAAGAACAAGCACCCACGGUGCCGGAAAAGUCUCUUCCGGCCCUCCCACCCGGUGCGAUUCCGAACAACGCCUUCUCCGAUGACCGCGUCGACCCCGAUGGGCCCACGGAGUUGUCUCCUCGGCCUCGCACUGGCCAUCGACACAACGAGUCGUCGUCUAGGGGCGGUUCCAAGGCCUCGCGCUCUCCGGAGCGUGCAGCCGCUGAUGCGACCAAGGACGGCCUCAACCUUCCUUCAACUACAUAUCGCAGAAACCGCAACUCGACCAUCACUUCCAACAACGGUGAUGGUGGUGACGGCUUCUUGAUAUCUGUGGCUCUUGAUACGAGCCCAUCGCCCAAUGGUGCCCAGAAGGAGAGUACUAGUGAGAAGAAGAAGGACAAGGACCACAUCCGACCGACCAUGAAUGACAAGCGCGCCGACUCGCACUCUUCCGCUACCCACAUUGCCUUCCUGGGCGCCGCCGCAGCUCCUGACCCUUCGCAGACCAAGUCUUCGUCUCGUUCCACUUCCAAGUCGGACCCGGCCAAGGCAUCCGCUGAUGAGGCCCCGAGGAAGAGAAGACCUACAGAAUCGCGGACUGACAGCUCGCAAUCUGUCCCUCAGCAACAGGAAACCCCCAGUCGAACUGGCACCAGUACUCCACGCAAGGACAGCACCUCGCAGCCUGAUUCACGAAAGGCCAUGGACAAUACUCCCGGAUCGCGAAGCUCCUACGAUUCCAAAGCUGUCAAGAGCAUUCCGCGAAAGGAGGUUCCGUCGGCACCUACCCGUCCUGUCAAUGGCAGCCCAAGUGCCGCGCAGGGCAAAUCUUCCACUUCUGAAGAUGCCAACGUCUCGACCCCACGCCAGAGCCCUCCCUCUCGGUCUGGCGCAGCUGACAAGCCCUUGACUGACACCUACAUGCAGCCCAGAGCGGCUCCUGUGCCCCCAAGUAGCCAGGCACAAACUCCGCCCAAGGAGGGCACACCUGCAGCCAAGGGUUCUCACGCCUCACCCACUUCGCCGAAGCUUCCUAGGUGGAGCAGCGGCGCAGAUUUCACAAUGGAAGAGGACAUGGUCAGGAUCCUUGGCUCUGAUGAGGGCUCAUCAUCUAUCCUUAGGCGUGUCUCCAACGCUGUCCGCCACGGCCGUACCAGCAGCGUUGAAUCCAGCCAAAACCAUGCUGCCUCUCGAGGCUCCCACACCCGAAGCAUUAGCGAGACGACGCGUGGUGCUAUUUCGCCUCGCUGGCCCAAGACGGACGAUGCAAACGGCCAGGAAGGUGGCAGCCCUGCUUCGCUCACAUCUCCAGAUAACGCCACCGUGCUCAAGCAACAGCUUAGGUCUUCUGAAAUGCGAGUGGCCGAGUUGGAGAGGCAGUUUGGCGCCGAGAAGGAUCUGCUGAACAUUAACCAGAAGCUCAUUGAAAAGAGAAAGACCGUUUCCGUACUGGACACCCAGACUGAGAUUAUGAUUCGACAGCUUGAGGUCCUGGCUGGAUAUGUUGAGCGGGCAAAGGAGACACAGGCUCCUCUUAAUGUCCAAGAGUUGGAGGAAUCCGCCAUCAAGGAGUUCGUUGAAAAGCUCGAAAAGGUCAAGCAGUCCUUUACCGAGGAACUCGAACGCCUGCACGAGGAGCGUGAUCAGCUUCUUGAAGAAAAGAACCAGGCUGUGACGGACCGGGACCGUGCCCUCAUGGAGUUUGAGCAGCUGGCCUCCAAGAACGCCCAGCUUACAGACAUGAACAACGAUCUCACGCACCAGAUCCAGGAACGCUUCAAGUCCCAGAUUGGAGAUGGCAAGUCGAACGGCUUGGGCAUCUACGGUCAGCACAAGGGCGCUUCAUCCAUCAACCUCGACAGUGCAAGCGUUACUACUGGCACUACCCUUAUCGCUGACGAGGAUCCAACCAUUGUUGAGCACGGGCCUACUGUGGUUCAUGUCAGAAAAGGCCAAGUCAAGAAAUUCAACUGGAAGAAGGGCUCCAAGACAAUGGCACAGAACAUCACAAAGGGUGUCGGGCGUGCUGUCGUUGCUUUCCAGAACGAUCGCGAGAGAAUGCAGCAGCAAGGCUUGGCUGGUGACAGCAUUGGCCUGCCAUACAACAUGACUGUGGCCCAAGGAGAGUCCGCCAACCCGGCGUCGGCUAACCCUCCAGCUGGACGACAGCACCAACAACAGUUUGGCUUCUUUGGCAAAAAGAACGCAGCUGCCAAGGGCGGACCAGCUACCCAGGCCAACAUUGUGGUGGCGCAAGCAGCUCCAGAGCCUGCAUCGACUCUGUUCGGAUCCGAACUUACAGAGAGAUGCGAUUACGAGCAUCGCCAGAUCCCUAGUGUGGUGACGCGAUGCAUCGAAGAGGUUGAGCUGAGAGGCAUGGACCAGGAGGGUAUCUACCGAAAGACUGGCGGUAACUCCCAAAUCAACCAAAUCAAGGAUGGCUUCGACAAGGACGAAGACUAUGACAUUUCAGACCCUGACAUGGACAUCACUGCCGUCACGAGUGUCCUGAAGCAGUACUUCCGAAAGCUGCCCAACCCCCUCCUAACGUUUGAUGUCUAUGAGAAAGUCCUGGAGUCCAAUGCUAUUACCGACGAGGCCGAACGGUGCUCUCAUCUGCACAAGGUUUUUACUUCAAUGCCCCAGGCCCACCGGGACUGUCUAGAGUUCCUCAUGUUCCACCUUCAUCGUGUGGCAAUUAGAGAGCCUGAGAACUUGAUGUCGCCCAAGAACUUGGCCGUCGUGUUUGCUCCAACCAUUAUGCGAGAUCUCAGCAUUGAGCGUGAAAUGACUGAUAUGCACAACAAGAACCUUGCCGUUCAGUUUGUCAUUGAAAACACUCACAGAAUCUUCCAGGAUGAAUAA